Acanthopagrus latus (yellowfin seabream) is the source of this 3302-nucleotide messenger RNA. Its product is annotated as BTB/POZ domain-containing protein KCTD16-like. The transcript is spliced from 3 exons. Gene Ontology annotation, cellular component: postsynaptic membrane; presynaptic membrane. NCBI's taxonomy places the organism in Eukaryota, Metazoa, Chordata, Actinopteri, Spariformes, Sparidae. Gene Ontology annotation, molecular function: protein binding. Bases 1200 to 2474 code for a protein of 424 amino acids. The record is from RefSeq and is a predicted model, not a curated record. Gene Ontology annotation, biological process: regulation of G protein-coupled receptor signaling pathway; protein homooligomerization.
GUUACGCAUCAGCUGUGCACGGAGCGAGCUGAGAUCUGUCCGUGGUGCUGAACUAAGAAUCCACUCGGUCAAAUCGAUGAGGAAGGGGAUCAGUUUUGGUUCUGUUGCCUGACGCAGAAAAAGUGCAGCCAUCAAUCUCUGACUGCUGGUUCACUUGAGCCACCGUGCACAGUUCUCAAGUCAAACAGUGGUGGUGUGUUCGAUGCCCGGCUGUGUUCACGUGCAGCUGUCACCGCCGACGAGUCUCUGAGCAAGACACUGCAUGGGACCUAACCCCCUCACCCGUCUCCCGGGAUAAGCGCGUCAGCUAAAAGCGUAAAAAUGUAAAUGCGAAAGCUUCUGAGAAGAGUCAGAGGAAGGGAUUAAAAUCCGCAACGCUGGAUGCUAAAACUGCAUUAGAACCUGAAUCCCUCUCCUGCCAGCUGCACGUCGCCCGCGGCUGGAUCAGAAUUUCAUCUUGGAGCAACAUUAUCUUAAACCUUCUGCCGGACCGAACGCGUUUCCGCACUCAGCAGUUUGGAGAGAUGAGCGCGCACAGGAGUCCCGCUUCCCUCCGUCCUCCUCCUCCUCCUCCUCUCAGCGAGCGACCUCGGAGCGGCUUUCAGCAGCAUCCCAGUUGUCUGGAGUGAUGCUUAGUAGCAGAGCGAUGGGACGCACGCACCACUCUCCAGCUGAUGAUGGACUGAUGUGAUUGAACUUGAAGUCAGGCGCAAGACCUGCGAAUCUUUUCCACAGAAAACUUGGGACGACAGAAGGAUAUAUAAUAUAUAUACAUAUAUUUUUUGGGAGGGUGGGGGACUUCUUUGACGGAGGGACAUUUCAGAGUGAAGUGAGGAUUAUGUUUCGUUGAAGUCACAGUAAUGACCCGUCCCAGGAUGCGUGUAACACGAUGCGCGCACUGCUUAUGACAAUCGAUUCCGCUCAGAAAAGGAUGCACCGUGGGCCGGCACAAUUACGCACGAGGUUCAGGGAUCUACUGUAGGCACACCUUGGCAUUGUGUUGUCAUGAGACACUGGACGCGAGGACUGCAGCUUGAAUCGGGACUGUGCUCUGAGUCUGAGCGCAUCGGCACCAUGCAGCUACACCCCACACCCUGAACUUCUGGGACGUGUGCGCUCCGAGACGAGACUCAGAUUUCGUGCACGGUUUGAUUUGAUUUGAUUUGAUUUUUUUUUUUUUUUAAACAAAUUUUUAGAAAAUGGCACUGAGUGAAAACUGCAAAACGCAACCUGCAAAAGAGCAAGGCUCUGUGCAAAACCCUCCAUCGGAUGUGAUUGAGCUCAACGUGGGCGGACAGGUGUAUUACACUCGUUAUGCCACCUUAACAACCUUUCCGAAUUCCCUGCUUGGGAAGCUUUUCUCUAACAAGAAGGGGUCUUCGAACGACUUGUCCCGGGACCUGAGAGGACGUUAUUUCAUCGACAGAGACGGCUUUCUGUUUAGGUAUGUCCUGGAUUAUCUUAGAGACAAGCAAGUUGUCCUCCCUGACCACUUCCCCGAGCGAGGAAGGUUGAGAAGAGAGGCGGAAUACUUCCAGCUGCCAGAACUGGCCAAACUUUUAUCGUCCGAUGAUUCAAAACUGUUCCCAGACGACUUGAACUACAGUGAUUACGAUGAUGUGUCGCUGGGCAGCGACCAGAGGUUUUACCCCUCUUACUCCUUGGACAGGAGGUACGGCUACAUCACGGUCGCCUUCAGAGGCGCUUGCGCCGGGGGAGGCAGAGAAAGUCAAAGUGAUGCCAAAGCCAAAAAGUUGCCGAGGAUCUUCAUCAGCAGCAGGAUCGGCUUGGCCAAAGAGGUGUUUGGAGACACCCUGAAUGAGAACAGGGACUUUGACAGACCGCCGGACCGCUACACCUGCAGGUUUUACCUCAAGUUCAGGCACCUGGAGAGAGCUUUUGACAUGCUGUCAGAGAGCGGCUUUCACAUCGUGGCCUGCAACUCGUCCCUGACCGCGUCCUCCAUCGGUCAUUACGCGGACGACAAGGUCUGGUCCAAUUACGCGCAGUACAUCUUCUACCGUGGGCCCUCGAGGUGGAUGUCCUCUCACUGUGACUGCUGCUGCAAGAGCCACAAAAGCGAGCGCGAGGGAGAGAGCGGCACCUCCUUCAACGAGCUCUCCACUUCAUGUUCUGAGACCCAGUCGGAGGCCAGCUCCCCUCAAGGUACCGUGAUCUGUGGCCCUGUGAGCAGGCGCUCCAACGCCCAGACGCUGGACCGUCCCAUGCCCAAAGGGCCCAUCCACAUGCUGCAGCAGGCAGAGAUGCGCCGCAAGACUGACAUGCUCCGCGUGAGAACCUUCGGCGUCCGCGAGCGCGAGGCCGCAAAGAGGAAAGCGAACAAGGAGAAGAUGACUCCGGAGCAGGAGCUGGAGAAAUGCAUCCAGGACUUCCGUCGCAUUAGGAUUCCCGAUCGCUUUCCGGAGAGGAAGUACAUUUGGCAAUCAGAGCUCCUGAGAAAGUACCGUCUCUAAAUACGAGCGUGAAGAAGAAGAAGAAGAAGAGAGAGGAGAGCUGGUGGUAUCAUGUCAACAUCAAACAAUGAGUAUUAACUGCAUAGGCAAUAGACUGCACCCUCUAAGACACAUACUGUAUUAGAAAACAAAAAAACUAUGGCCACUUUCCCGCCAGCAUGACUAGCUGAGCACACAAAGUACAAGGCAGUGUGAGUCCUUGAUUUGUUAAGUAUGCACAGUGUUGUGUGUGAUAUGCACAUGUGUAAAUCAGGUUACUCCUGUUGGGGCUUGGACUACUAACCCUGUGCUCGCUUCCGAGAGCCGGGAACCAGUCGUACUAACGCUACUAACUCACUAGUUGAAGCAACAAAGCAACCUCAGGGGCAACAUCAUGUCCAUCAAACUAUCACAUACUGUAUGUGCAACUGCCCACGAUAGCUGUUUUUCUUCUUUCUUUUUUUUUUUUUUUAAAUGGAUGUACCCAGAUGGUGCUGUGAGUUAGCAAUGGAAUAUCACUAAACUCCACUGAUAACACAUAUACUUAUAGUAGGCUUUGAAAGCGGCACUGCAUGUCAUUUCACCCUUAGCAUAAUUAUGCAAUAUCAAACAAAACUUUCAAUUCACUAUCUCGUGUGAUGGGUAAAAAUGGUGUGUUACGACUGAGACUGAAGUUAAAAGAGGAAAGCACUGCCUAUAGACCUGUUUGCCAUUGUAAAACUUCUCGUCCAGUGUUGUCAUUAUGUGUUGGAUAGAUGAUGUUGUGUAUGUAGAGUAUAUAAUGCCAAUGGAUAUUUGACUACUCCUUGAUUGUAAGUGUGCAAAAAAGCUAAUAAAUGGGUAAGAGUU